ACAGACAUGCGCCACCGUGCCUGGCUGAAAAAGGAAUUUUUAAGAUUGAAGAGAAAGAUAUUUCAUGCAUUCUUAGAAAAUGGGAUGCGUGAACUACAUACCAAAGAAUGAGUAAGAAUUAAAGACAGUGUGAGGACUGGAGUGAUACAGGCAGAGGACAUGGCACACAUAAAAAAAUAACAUGGCAGGAAUGUUCACAAUUCAUGACUAGUAUCCUCAAGGCUGUGGCUAAUAGGUUAGUACAUGAGGUAGGACAGGUCUGUCAGGGUCCAUCAUGUGAAGUCCCCUUAUAUUAAAGAGUUUGGGCAUUUAUUAUUUAAAGGAAGCAAACAAAGGAUUUUAGGCAAGCAUGAGAUAUACUAGAAAUUAUAUUUUAAAUCACUCCUUGCAGUAGUGUAGCAGAUGAAUAAAGGGUGGAUUUAGUAGAAGGAAUCUACUAGAAUGUAAUUGAAAUAAUUCAAGUAAAAUGAUGAAACCUCUAAUCAGAAAUAAAGGACUUGAAAAGAAAUGGUUUGGGAAGAGAUGGCUUUGAGAGAGCAUGGAAGUGAAAUCUUUAGGAUUUUCUAACUGGUCAGGUGUUACUGUAGGGAUGGUUCUAGAAUGCAGAGCAGAAGGGAGUAUUCAGAUAAGGAUGAUUGAGAUUCCUAGGUUGGGCAUAUUAUUCUCAAGGAAUACAGAAGGUGGAUUAGGUCUGCAGUAAAUUUGGUUUUGUACCAGCUUUAUUGAAAUAUAAUUCACAUACUAUAUAACUCAUUUAAAGUACAAGUCAGUGGUUUUUGGUAUAUUUGCAAAAUUGUACAGGUCUCACUCUAAUUCCAAAACAUUUUCGUCAUUCUAGAAGGAAACCUUGUACCAGUUAUCAGUCUCACUCAUUUCUCCCCAAAUUCCCCUAUCCUAGGUAACCACUAACCUAUUUUUCCUCCUCUAUAUAUUUGACUUUUCUAGGUAUAUAAAUGGAACCAUACAAUGUGUGGCCUUUUGUGUCUGACUUCUUUCACUCAGCAUAGUAUUUCCAAUGCUCACAAUUAUUUAUUUGAAAAGCAUUUCUUAAGAUUUAUCUGAUCAGUAGCUGUAGCAGUACAGCAGUGAAUAAAAUAAAACAAUGUCUUUUCUUAUGAAACUCCCAUUUUCGUAGUGAGAAAUAAGCCACAGAUAUAGCAACUUCAUGUAGCUGUAAGUAUUAUUCCUAAGUGAUGCUGGAUUGUUGUCUGCUGUGAAGAACAAAUUAGAGGAGGUCAAGAAAAAGCCUAUGAGAAGGCAACAUUGGAACUGAAACCUAAAGAUACAAAGAAGCCAAUCUUAUCUGAAAGCAGAGCAUUCCAGAAAGAGCAGAUAGAUGCAGAGGACUUGUGGAAACUAGUUUGACAUUGAAUGUGAGGUUCCUGGCAGUAUCCCAGUGUCAGGAGUAUAUAUUAUUAGAGAUCUAGAAUUAAGAAGAAUAAUAGGACUGGGAAUGUGGUUCUGUGCUAGAGCACUUGCUUAACAUGCACAAGGCCCUAGGUUCAAUGCCCAGCUCUGCAAAAAAGAAAAGAACCUGGAUUACAAACAGGCUCGUUAGUCAUGGACAUGUCAGAAACAUGAGAAUGAAGAUCAUGAAGUUGAGAAGGCCAAGGAGGGAACCCUCAGCAUAUCAGCAUUCAAAAAGGAGCUGGGCAAGAAGUAGGAAGAUCAUGUAUUAUUCUGGAAUUCAAAGGAAGAAAAAUAAUGUUGGACUGUGGAAUCCACCCUGGCUUAGAAGGAAUGGAUGCUCUUCCUUAUAUUGAUUUGAUUGACCCAGCUGAGAUUGAUCUUCUGUUAAUUAGUCAUUUCCAUUUGGAUCACUGUGGAGCUUUGCCCUGGUUUCUGCAGAAGACAAGUUUCAAAGGAAGAACAUUUAUGACUCAUGCCACAAAAGCUAUUUAUAGAUGGCUUCUUUCGGAUUAUGUCAAAGUUAGUAACAUAUCAGCAGACGACAUGCUAUAUACUGAGACAGAUUUGGAAGAAAGCAUGGACAAAAUUGAAACCAUCAACUUCCAUGAAGUUAAGGAAGUUGCAGGAAUCAAGUUCUGGUGUUACCAUGCAGGUCACGUCCUGGGAGCAGCCAUGUUCAUGAUUGAGAUCGCCGGUGUAAAGCUUUUGUACACGGGUGAUUUCUCAAGACAAGAAGAUAGACACUUAAUGGCAGCUGAAAUUCCUAAUAUCAAGCCUGAUAUUCUUAUUAUUGAAUCUACUUAUGGGACUCAUAUCCAUGAGAAACGUGAGGAGCGAGAAGCAAGAUUCUGUAACACCGUCCAUGACAUUGUAAACAGAGGGGGCAGAGGGCUCAUUCCUGUCUUUGCCCUCGGAAGGGCUCAGGAGCUGCUCUUGAUUCUAGAUGAGUACUGGCAGAAUCACCCAGAACUACAUGACAUCCCAAUAUAUUAUGCAUCGUCUCUGGCCAAGAAGUGUAUGGCUGUGUACCAGACGUAUGUAAAUGCCAUGAAUGAUAAAAUCCGAAAGCAGAUCAACAUCAAUAAUCCCUUUGUUUUCAAACACAUUAGCAACCUGAAGAGCAUGGACCACUUUGAUGACAUCGGUCCCAGUGUUGUAAUGGCCUCUCCUGGCAUGAUGCAAAGUGGCUUAUCCAGAGAGUUGUUUGAAAGCUGGUGUACUGAUAAGAGGAAUGGUGUCAUUAUAGCAGGGUACUGUGUAGAGGGGACACUUGCCAAGCAUAUCAUGUCUGAACCUGAAGAAAUCACUACCAUGUCUGGGCAGAAGUUACCACUGAAAAUGUCUGUUGAUUACAUUUCUUUCUCUGCUCACACAGAUUACCAGCAAACCAGUGAAUUUAUUCGUGCUUUGAAACCGCCUCAUGUGAUUCUAGUCCAUGGAGAACAGAAUGAAAUGGCCAGACUGAAAGCAGCACUGAUUCGAGAAUAUGAAGAUAAUGAUGAAGUUCACAUAGAGGUUCACAAUCCUCGGAAUACAGAGGCUGUGACCUUAAACUUCAGAGGAGAAAAACUAGCCAAGGUCAUGGGCUUUUUAGCAGACAAAAAACCAGAACAAGGCCAACGGGUCUCAGGAAUACUUGUUAAAAGAAACUUUAAUUAUCACAUACUUUCUCCUUGUGACCUGUCCAAUUAUACCGAUUUGGCCAUGAGCACUGUGAAACAGACCCAAGCCAUACCAUACACUGGGCCCUUUAAUUUGCUCUAUUACCAGCUGCAGAAAUUGACAGGUGAUGUAGAAGAAUUAGAAAUUCAAGAAAAACCUGCUCUGAAAGUAUUCAAAAAUAUUACUGUAAUACAGGAACCAGGCAUGGUGGUACUAGAAUGGCUGGCAAACCCUUCUAAUGACAUGUAUGCUGACACAGUAACAACAGUGAUCCUAGAAGUUCAGUCAAAUCCGAAAAUAAGGAAAGGUGCAGUACAAAAGGCUUCUAAGAAAUUAGAAAUGCACAUUUACAGCAAGAGGUUGGAAAUCAUGCUCCAGGACAUAUUUGGAGAAGAAUGUGUAAGUGUAAAAGAUGGUUCUGUCCUUAGCGUCACUGUGGAUGGGAAAACAGCUAAUAUUAACUUGGAUACACGGACUGUAGAAUGUGAAGAAGGAAGUGAAGACGAUGAGUCCCUCCGAGAAAUGGUGGAAUUGGCUGCACAGAGGCUGUAUGAGGCACUCACGCCAGUUCAUUGACUACCUUUUAUCACUGUGUGUGUUAAAAGCUUUUUUUAAUUGUGAGUCUACUUCUGUUAUUUCAAAUAAAAUACCUUAGUUUUCUGGG
Molecule: messenger RNA, 3736 nt
Organism: Ictidomys tridecemlineatus (thirteen-lined ground squirrel)
Lineage: Eukaryota; Metazoa; Chordata; Mammalia; Rodentia; Sciuridae
Gene: Cpsf3
Product: cleavage and polyadenylation specific factor 3
Biological process (GO): mRNA 3'-end processing by stem-loop binding and cleavage
Cellular component (GO): mRNA cleavage and polyadenylation specificity factor complex
Molecular function (GO): 5'-3' RNA exonuclease activity; RNA endonuclease activity; RNA binding
Source: RefSeq, a predicted model, not a curated record